This is a messenger RNA of Malaclemys terrapin pileata, 2480 nucleotides long. RefSeq names its product sperm flagellar 1 (gene SPEF1). Lineage: Eukaryota; Metazoa; Chordata; Testudines; Emydidae. Gene Ontology annotation, molecular function: microtubule binding. The record is from RefSeq and is a predicted model, not a curated record. The coding region runs from base 92 to 802 and encodes 236 amino acids. The transcript is spliced from 7 exons. Gene Ontology annotation, cellular component: axoneme. Gene Ontology annotation, biological process: regulation of cytoskeleton organization.
GCAGGCAGGCAGAGCCAGGGGCGAGCUUGGCUGUGCCCCGCAGGCGUGGGGGUGUAGAGGCCUGGCCUGGGUCCGGCUGGCGGCCGAGCAGAUGGCGAACGGGGAGCUGGACGAGGAGAGCCUGCAGGAGCUCUACUGCUGGGUGGAUGCCAUCCCCCUGUCCCGCCCCAAGAAGAACAUCACCCGGGACUUCAGCGACGGAGUUCUAGCAGCAGAAGUGGUGAAAUUUUACUUUCCCAAAAUGGUGGAAAUGCACAAUUAUGUCCCAGCUAAUUCAACGCAACAGAAACUCUCCAACUGGGGCCAUCUCAACAGGAAGGUGCUGAACAAGCUGAAUUUCUCCAUCCCGGAAGAUCUGAUCCGGAAGAUCGUACAGUGCACGCCUGGCGUGGUGGAGCUGGUGCUACUCCCACUGCGGCAGAAAAUCGAGGAGAAGCAGAGCAAGGUGGCAUCUGGCACAUAUCAGGAGCUGGGCACACGCUAUGCACUCCAUGAGAACGGCCAGACGGAAACAGGCUAUUCGUCGAAGCCAAAGACCAGUGCCGCAGGGAUCUACGUGCAGCAGUCCCCACGAGCGGAAAGGAUGAACAAGGGCCAGCAAGGCUAUGCCCAGGCACUGCCGGGAGACACCAGCUUUCGCAUUCAGUUAGCGGAGAGGGACCAGGCUCUGCUGGCUUGUCAAGAGACGGUCCAGAUCCUGCAGAUGAAGGUGCGGCGGCUGGAACACCUGCUCCACCUGAAGAACGUUCGGAUUGACGACCUCACGAGGCGCCUACAGCAAGUGGAGCAGAAACAGAAAUGAGGCGGCCCUCGGUUUCCCUCCCACGCCCUUCCCUGCGACUCUCACACCCUCAGAACCUCUCACAGGCACACUUGUAAGAGCUGGCGUUCCUGUGCCUCUCCCACUGCUAAUCGCUCCUCCUGGGCUUGGAGAGACUGAGUUGUCCCAGGCAGGACUGGUAGAGUCUGAAUUUGAAAAAUGACACAGGGCUCCCAGUUACUUACAAUCCAAGGGCAACACUGAGGGGAAAAAAUAAGGCCUAGAGUCCAAGAGUGAAAAAUGCACAUGCACAAGCACAGGUGGCAAAUGCACAUCUAGAAGUUCACCUGGAAUUGUGCCUGAGGGUGUUGUAAUUGUCUAAGUGCACCGGUGCUUGUGCAUGCAUUUGUUAGUCACGUUUAUGCAUCUGCAAUCGGCUUUGCAUUCAUUGCAAUUAUGGACAUGGACCCGCAGUUGUGCAUGCACUUAUACAAUUGCAAGAAAUGCUAGUGCAAAUGUGCCCUCACAAAUGUGCCGGAAGGUGAUCGGGCUGAGGCAGUAUUUCGAGCGCCGGGUUUUCUAUCUAUAACCAAGUCCAGCGACUUUCACUCCGAAUAUCGACUCCUUUGCUUUUCAGGCUUUAGUUCCAGGCCACCCCUUUGCCUGUUAAUUGUUUUAAAGAGCCCCAAACCACCCCCUUUUCUUCCAGCUGGUGGCUCUUGGGUGACCGCUGAUGCAUGGGGAAGGAAUGGAUCAUUCCCAAGGAUACUCUUCUACAGGCGCGAUCCUGGAGCCCUCACGCAGGGACAACUCCCACUGCAGGCUGAGGGUCUGUCUGCGCAGCACAAGCUGGGCACAGGGCAGCCUACCUGAGCCAGCACGAAUCCAGCGAGCGCAGGUCACGUCGCCAUGAAGCCAACGCAGCACAGGCUACUGAGCAGAAUGCGUGGCCAGGCUCUGGGCUGGGCCGCACUACCCAGGCUGAUGCCCCUCCUGCUCUGUCUUCACUGCUGUUAACCACGCUAGCCAGCUCGGUGCUGACAGCACUGCAAGCACAGCUGGCAACAGGAGGUGGAGUAAAAUCUCCUCUGAUCUUUAAUCUCUGCUCCAUCUUGUGCACCCUGCCAUGGCAGUCGAUACCUCUGUGUCACGCAGGCUGAAAGAGCAGAAUGCCAAGCAAAGCAUGGGAGAGAAAAUAUAGGCCACAAAUUAUCCACUUUGCUGCUAGACCUGCUGGUCACCUCCACCAAUAUCCAGGUAUCAGGUGCUUGGGGGGCACAACCCAGCUGGGUAUGUACUUCAUCAUCUGCCAAGGGGACCCCCCACUUAUCUACCAUAUGGACCUCAUUAUGUACCAUAUGGACUUCAGUCGCAACCAUAUGUAUACCGUAUCAUCUCAUGAUGUUCCAUUGCUAUUUCAAUGGAGCGUAGCAGACCAGAUGCUGGAGCCGAGGGGUUAGGUUGUCCUGGGUUGUAAAACAUGGCACUCUCUGGUGGCUACACCUUCCUAGCUGAUCAGCACCCAUGUGCUAAUUUUCCAGACUGGGGCUGGCACUUAAUCAAUUGUUGACGAUGAUUUUUUAAUCGUUUUAUUUACCAAUCUCUGUUUAGAUGAUUGUGCUGCUGUUUGGUGUGGACUCGGCUGUUGCCAUAACCCAAGGGGUUAAUUGUAUAAGGGUUGCCUAUAUCAUUUUCAGUAUAAAAGUGUUUAUUUCCUUUC